AGCAUCCUUAUCAAUCGAGUACCAAGCUUCAGUACAACAUCAACAUGUACUUCAAAGUCGCAAUUGUCAGUGCCGUGCUAGCUUUGUGCCAAGCGGGUUUAAUCGACGAAGGACAUGGACAGGCCGUGUCAUCGCAAAGCAUAGUUCGUCAUGAUGAGCCUUCUCACCAAUUAGGACAACAACAGCACUUCACUCCUGUUUUAGAACAUGGCGGACCGAUCUUGCACCACGCGCCGUUGAUUGAGCAGGCUUCGUACUUGCAGCAUAGUGGCCCUAUUGUUCAUGCGGCUCCCUUGGUUCAGCAUGUGGCUCCUGCAGCUAUCCAUCAUGCGCCUGUUGUGCAGCAUCUCCAACCUGUGGCCAUUGGACAUAGUGAACAAGUUGAGCAGCAUGCUCCUGCUAAGUACGAGUUCUCGUACUCCGUGGAGGACCCUCACACUGGUGACCACAAGUCUCAGCACGAGACUCGCGACGGUGAUGUCGUGAAGGGAGAAUACUCUCUGCUGCAGCCUGAUGGUUCCAUCCGCAAGGUUGAAUAUACCGCCGAUGACCACAAUGGUUUCAACGCGGUCGUGCACAACUCCGAGCCGUCUGCGCACGCGGCCCCGCCGAGCCCCGCCCCUGUUGUUCACGCCGCCCCUGUUGUUCACGCUGCUCCAGUUGUUCACGCCGCUCCCGUAGUUCACGCCACGCCAGUAGUUCACGCAGCGCCAGUAGUCCACGCGGCACCCCUUGUCCACGCUGGGCCGCUCGUCCACGCCGCUCCAGCACACUACAUUACUGCCCACCACGUAACAGUAAUCCUGUGCGCGUUGGCUCUGGCCUCCGCCGGCGUGGUGCAGCUAGGACACGGGUAUGCUGGCGAGUCGUACGGACACGAAGCCGUGGCGUACGCACCGGUCGCUCACUACGGAGGACAUGAAGACACGCAUGUUGACUAUCAUGCCCACCCCAAAUACGACUACUCGUACUCCGUGUCCGACCCCCACACUGGUGACCACAAGACCCAGCACGAGGUCCGUGAUGGUGAUGUCGUGAAGGGAGAGUACUCUCUGCUGCAGCCUGAUGGCUCCUUCAGGAAGGUCACUUACACCGCUGACGACCACAACGGUUUCAACGCGGUCGUGCACAACACGGCGCCCGCGCACCACGAGUACCACUAGCGCCGGCUCGCACUGCCACUGUUUCUCAUGUGAUAUUAUACACUUAAUACUUAAUGUAGAUAGUCUUUAGUCGACAACGACUCUUUAUUUUGUAAGACUGCGGCGAAAAUAAACUUUAAGAAAACUUU
Molecule: messenger RNA, 1291 nt
Organism: Helicoverpa armigera (cotton bollworm)
Lineage: Eukaryota; Metazoa; Arthropoda; Insecta; Lepidoptera; Noctuidae
Gene: CPR92
Product: cuticle protein
Exons: 7
Coding region: 45-1163 (372 amino acids)
Cellular component (GO): extracellular matrix
Source: RefSeq, a predicted model, not a curated record